Owenia fusiformis is the source of this 1246-nucleotide messenger RNA. The record is from the annotation of a GenBank genome assembly. Lineage: Eukaryota; Metazoa; Annelida; Polychaeta; Sabellida; Oweniidae.
GGAACUGUUAAAACAAUUUGAAGAUGAGAGGAAUAAUCUGCCUUGUAAUUCUAGCCAUCAGUGGUUUAGAUGCCCUUACUGUGACACAGUCUCCUGUUGAUACAGGAGUUCUCCUUGGGGAGAAUGUAACUCUCUACUGCUCUGUCACUAACAUUGGAGCGGGAGAGACUGUAAUAUGGAAGAAGAGCACUAAACACUCGAUACGUUUGCUGUUUUCUGUGUUCCGUGAGCUGUUGCGUCCACUUUAUUAUGUUCUCUAUCCUCUCUGUGCACUGCUUCUAGGCUUAGAUGCUAUUACUGUGACCAGAACCCCAGUUAACACAGGGGUGCUUAUAGGGGAAAAUGCAACACUGUAUUGUACAGUCACUAACAUAGGUCCAGGGGAAAGUUUGAUCUGGAAAAAGACACCAUUGGUUAUUGGUCUUGAUGGUUCAUCCACCAAUACUGCAAAGUAUGCUAUCAUUGGCCAAUACAAUGUAGUUGUGAUGAAUGCACAAAUUGCUGAUGAGGGACAGUUUGAAUGUGAGGCUGGUGGUAACCAAUACAGCAUCAUGCUCUCUGUUGGAGAUGUACCCACUGGACUAUCAAUUUACUGGGGAGCUAACCUGAACACCCCCAUUAUGAAUGCGGCCAAUAACUUGACCUGCCAAAGCACCAACAGCCGACCCCCAGCAACAUUCAAGUGGUACAAGGGAACCACAGAUGUCACUAGCCAGGCUUUGACCUUAAAUGGAACUGUCAACUCAAAUGGUUAUGGAGAUUCAUACAGUUAUCUUGAGGUGACCCCCACAUCCAGCAACUCAGGUGAUGUGUACAGGUGUGAGGCCAGUGUACCAGGCAGAGACAAUGCUCUCAAUGAGACUAUGACUCUCUCUGGAGGUGCUGCAGAUGUCGCUCAUAGUCUAACAAUGAUGGCAGCUGCAAUUCUAGGAUCUUUUGUUCUAUCCAGCUAUGCUCACUAGUCAUGCCCAAAAGCAUCAUAAACACUUAGACUUCAUCAGACCAUGGAAUUGACAUUGGACCGAGGAAAUGCUGGAGUUUCUGCAUUACAAUCUAACACUACGUGUGUUCAGCAAAAAGGACCAAGACAUUAGAAUUGGAAAGUUAAGAGAAAAGACUCUGUUAUGAAUUUUAGAAGUAUUAUGUAUAGUGUAAUUACAAAAUCUGAUUCAUGGACAUCUGAUAUUUGCUCAUUUAGUAAACAGCUGAAUGUUGAUAUUUUCAUUUUUAUAAAUUUUAAAUGUUU